AUCCAUUCACUGCCACAAAAGCUUCGCCAUUUCCAACUGUCUCCACUGUUAAACCCUUUUCCCUGCAAUCACAGGAAGUGUAACUUAUUUGGAAAUUAGGACUGCUAUUUGCAACCCAGCAUAUUCCAGGCCUUACUACUUUCCCUUCCGGUGAAGUUUAAUGCUGGCAACGGCUGAAGUGGGUAAGUGUCAAGCUGAGGUGGAGAAUUGAAUGGGUUUUAUUUCUUUAGACUGAUUUUAUUGGGCAUCCUUGGUUUCCAGCAGUGAAAUAGUAAACCCUAAAAGACAAAUGUCAAAGUGGAUAAGUUCUACAGGUUUUUCUUACUUCUAAACAUAGACCCUUCCAUCUUUUUCCAUUCAUUGCUACAAAGGUAUAAGUCUAUCGCCUAACCUAACUUUGCUUUCGAUUGCCAAUACUGAAUUCUGACCUAUAUCCUAGUGGGAUUGAAGUAAAUGAUGUUCCUUCAAAUUUCUAGCAUGGCAAAAUCCUUCUUGCCUUUCUCUAUGGAAAAUGUUGAUCCUAAUUUACACCCUUUUAUGUCAUUUUCUUUUCAAAAUCCUACAUCUAACCCUACCUGUAGUGUUAGUUCCCAUUCAUGCUUGAUCUUGUCCUCCCCUGUACAGAGCAGCCGUGAUUUAAAAUCUCUUCAUUGCUCUGCUGUUUCAAGGAAGUCUAAUUCAACAUCUGACCCUGAACCUAGCUCCAACUCUAAAGCUAAACCUAAGAAAAGAAAUUGCCGCCCGAAAACUGAAGUUCCCCAAAAGGAUGAUGAAAAUCAGGUCUUUCCAGAAACCAUUCCAAGGAAGCCAAGGCGUGGCCGUAGGAGUGAAGCAGUUGCAGUCGAAGAUUUUAUUCGUGGCUCACUUGAAAAGACAUUUGCAUCAAUUCAACAGCAGAAUUCAGAAAUUUUGGAGAAUAAAGAAAAUGUAAUGAAGGAUAGAGCUGAUGAAGAGAUUGAUACUGACAGCCAUGAAGAUGAGAAUGAUAUAAAUGAGAAUGAGGAUGAUGGUGGUGGAAGAGGAAAGAAGAUGGUGGUUGAGGAAGAAAGUCCAGAUUGGCCACUUGAUGCUGAUGUGGGAUGGGGAAUUAGAGCAUCAGAGUAUUUUGAGAAGCACCCAAUCAAGAAUGUUGUGGGGGAAGAUGGUGUUGAAAUUGACUGGGAAGGAGAGAUUGAUGAUAACUGGGUAAAGGAGAUCAAUUGUCUGGAGUGGGAGAGCUUUGCUUUUCAUCCGAGCCCACUGAUUGUUUUUGUUUUUGAAAGAUACAACAGGGCAACUGAUAACUGGAAGGCUUUGAAAGAGCUAGAAAAGGCGCUGAAGGUUUAUUGGAGCGCUAAAGAUAAAUUGCCUCCUCGGUCAGUUAAGAUAGACAUCAAUAUCGAGAGAGAUUUGGCAUAUGCACUUAAAAUUAGAGAAUGCCCAGCAAUUUUAUUCUUAAGGGGAAACAGGAUCUUGUACAGGGAAAAUGAGAUUCGGACAGCAGAUGAGUUGGUCCACAUGAUUGCACAUUUCUACUAUAAUGCAAAGAGGCCUUCAUGGAUUGAUGUUGCAGCUUUGUCUUGACCCUACUCAUAUUAUCAUAGAUGUUUUAGCGCUGUACUGAUGAUUUCUUUCUGGUGAUCUGGCUUUAAAUCUAGAGCAUGGGCCCAACCAACAAAGGAUUAAAAAAAAUGCUACUACUAGGGUAUUAUAUUAGAUGAGAAAGGGUUCAUGGAAAAGAAGAAUUGUGUUGAACAUUUAUUGCAUGCAACUGAUUUGUCACAAUAGGCAGACCAUGUACUUGACUGCAUGUGGAUCUCAUUUGCUAUGAGAUAUUAGUUACAUUCAAUGGAUGUGUAAAAAUAAUUUCUGCAAGAGACUUAACAGAAAUUAUUUUGUUGAAGGUUGGAGGAACUGGGGUUUGUACUAUGUACCACAUUGUACUGUUUUGUUGAUGGUAAAGCAGGCUAAUAACGUUGAGUA
Messenger RNA from Quercus robur (English oak), 1962 nucleotides. RefSeq names its product thioredoxin-like fold domain-containing protein MRL7, chloroplastic. The record is from RefSeq and is a predicted model, not a curated record. Gene Ontology annotation, biological process: regulation of DNA-templated transcription; chloroplast organization. The transcript is spliced from 7 exons. Lineage: Eukaryota; Viridiplantae; Streptophyta; Magnoliopsida; Fagales; Fagaceae. Bases 454 to 1563 code for a protein of 369 amino acids. Gene Ontology annotation, cellular component: chloroplast stroma.